Messenger RNA from Durotheca rogersii, 696 nucleotides. RefSeq lists its product as uncharacterized. The transcript has a single exon. Lineage: Eukaryota; Fungi; Ascomycota; Sordariomycetes; Xylariales; Xylariaceae. The record is from RefSeq and is a predicted model, not a curated record. The coding region runs from base 117 to 623 and encodes 168 amino acids.
UCAAGGCGUCCGGUGAUCGCCACGGGGGGGUGGGGGGGUCGCGGGGUUCCUGGGGCCGCGGACCAGGAACGGGCGGCUCGGAGGCGGCGUGGGUUUUUAUCGGCUUUGGGGUACGAAUGAAACGACACACACACACACACACACACAGACGGGGUAGACUGAGAGAGAGGCUGGCGGCGCGAGGAGCAGGUCGCUGUACAUGCGCCGGGCGGACGGGCGGGACUCUGCUGCGUACACGUAGAUGGGAGACGGGGACGGACGGACGGCGUUUGGUCGCGAUCGGGGGGCGAGCGGGAAAGGCGGGAGAGAAUAGGGGGAGGGGGAGCAGGACCCCGGCGGUCCACGGGCAGGGGUGGGCGUUUUCGGUAGCGAGCACGCUCGCUACCGGUGGCCCGGCCUCCCUACCUCCCCCCUACUUGACUUGCCUGGCUCGCUUCUCUUACGUACAUACAUACAUGCGUGCAUGCAUGCGUGCGUGCUUAGACCGGGUCCCCCAAAGGAAUACGAUAUCGAUAUACGUAGGUCUAUAUAUUAUGACUCUUGGAUUGGCCCACCGAAUGCAUGACGGACGCGAGACUGGCGGAGCGCGACGGCUAGAAGUAGACGCGUUGAGGCGCAAGUAACUGGGGAGCCUGCCCCCUCCCCGCCAGGCACACAAUUCCGUAGCGAAAGGGGGGGAGAGACGGAAAGGCGAGA